AUGAAUCGAGAUAUCAGUCCACCUCCCUCGAAACGACGCAAGGUCGCGACAAACACAGCGGCGUCUCCCGGGCAAACGGCGCCUGCAAGCACGCCCGCAUCUCCAACGCCCCUCCCACCUCUCGACUCAAACACAUUACGCAUCUUCUCCUGGAAUAUCGAUGGUAUUUCUCCGUUCCUACAAAAGCCAAUCACGGAAUUCUUCAUUCCCAAAUCGAAAACGGCACUCAGGGACGACGCAAAGAACGCCCGACCAGCAGCCUCCCUAAGAGGUUUCCUCCACAGACACCAAUGGCCGUCCAUCCUCUUCCUCCAAGAAGUGAAGAUCGCGCACACAGAUGAAAAAACGCAAGACGCAGUCAAGAAAGCAGUAAAAUCACCCCUACCAGAAGAAGAAGGAACUCCCCAUAAUAAGCGCCCACUAUACCACGUCCACUUCACCCUCCCCACCGACCUCCACAACGCCCGCGGCCCCAAACGCAGCGGCAAAAUCUACGGCGUAUGCAGCCUCAUCCGACGCGACCUCUACAUCCCCUACAAAAUCGCCCUCCGCACCGUAGACUGGGACGCCGAAGGCCGCAUCUCCGUCGUAGAACUCCGCUCGAAAAGCAGCACAGCCAAACUCGCCAUCUUCAACAUCUACGCCGUCAACGGAACGGAAAACGCGUAUCGAGACCCGCAGACAGGUGCGUUCAAAGUUAACCGCGCGGAUUUCCACGAUAAGCUGCUGGGAGGGGGUGGGAAGGCGAAGGAGCCGUUUGAUGGUGUUGAUAGGAAGGAAAUGGGGGAGUAG
Molecule: messenger RNA, 792 nt
Organism: Alternaria novae-zelandiae
Lineage: Eukaryota; Fungi; Ascomycota; Dothideomycetes; Pleosporales; Pleosporaceae
Exons: 3
Coding region: 1-792 (263 amino acids)
Source: RefSeq, a predicted model, not a curated record